Acaulospora morrowiae is the source of this 1248-nucleotide messenger RNA. The record is from the annotation of a GenBank genome assembly. NCBI's taxonomy places the organism in Eukaryota, Fungi, Glomeromycota, Glomeromycetes, Diversisporales, Acaulosporaceae.
AUGUUUGAUUCGAAUUUGGUGGAUUAUACAACCAUUCUUUUUGCCUCGAUAAAUUCCACUUUACAUGUACUUCUCAUAUGCUUUAUCGGUUAUGUGGCCGCAAAAUAUGGAAUCAUUACUCCAGAAAUCGAAAAGGGUUUGGCUGGAUUGAUAAUCAAAAUAUUCAUGCCAUGCCUUUUGUUUUCUAAUAUCGGUGAUCUCGAUGUAGAAACCUUAAUCAAACUGUGGAUUAUACCCGUAGCAUUUUUCACCUUUGUUUCCAUUAGCGGUACUCUUGGAUUCAUUGGCGGAAAAUUAUUAAGACUCAAUUCCCCUAACACCCGAUUUAUUUGUACUGCAAUAAUAUUUAACAACGUCACUAGUCUUUCACUUGGAUUGUUAAAAAGCCUUUCUAAGACAAAAGUAAUAGGGUUACUAGCUUUAAGAGAAGAUGAGACCCCUUCGGAAAUUGAGAAACGGGGAAUCUCCUACGUAUUGUUAGUUACCCUAUGGACAAACUUGCUACGAUGGAGUCUGGGUACUUAUUUGCUAAGAAAGGAGUCCGACGAGUGUGACGAAAAUGAAAACAAGCACAAUAAUGAUAGUGACAAUCUUUCCUUAAAUUCAUCAUGUGCUCCAAAGGGGCAUGACAAUCAAUCCGAAGUCAUUUCCAUUUCUGUAGAAUCGUUGCCACCAGAUGAGUCGACUCCUUUGGUACCACAAGCAAAACAACCUUCUUCAACGUGGAAGAAAAUAAAGAUAUCUAUUGGAAAAAUAAUAAAUCCGCCUUUAUGUGCCGCACUAUUAGCCGUGGUUGUAGGCGUAACUCCUUUCCUUAAAUCUUCAUUCUUUGGUCGCGACGCACCUCUCACCCUUGUCUCCUCAGUCGUCGAAAGCUUUGGGUCAUUAUCAGUUCCGUUAACUCUUUUCACUCUAGGAGCUCAGCUGAAGAGUAUACCUCGAUCAAAGAAUAAAGAAAUGUUUCCGUCAAUUACAUAUGUGAUGACUAGUCGAUUUAUCAUCAUGCCGAUUAUUGCGUUGAUAAUCGUAUUAUCCACCAGGCAUUUAUACAUGCAAGAUCCGAUGCUAUUAUUUGUAUUGGUUAUGUUAGCAUGUGGCCCACCAGCGGUUAAUUGUAUGAACCUUACCCAUUUUACUGGAACGUUUAAAGAAGAGAUGGCCACCCUAUUAUUUUAUUCUUAUAUAGCUGCGGCUCCUAUGAUUACCUUGUUGGUCAUGGGAUUGUUGAGCACUAUCAAGACCACAUGA